AUGAAGGAGCUUGGCUUUGUUAAUUACUUCUUGGGUAUAUCUGUCAUAAAAAAUGCUUCUGGUUAUGUGCUUUCUCAGCAAAAAUAUGCCUCAGAUUUAUUGACCAAGGCUGGUAUGAGUGACUGCAAAUCUUACUCUUCUCCCAUGGCUACUAAGUCUUCUUCCAGUGCUCUUACUGCAGCAGAAGAUUCUCUCUUUUCUCAGCCAGCUUUGUACCGCAGUUUGGUUGGAGCCCUGCAAUAUCUUACUCUUACUAGACCAGAUUUAGCCUUUGUGGUUAAUCAUCUUUGUCAAUUCAUGCACUAUCCUCUGACUAGCCAUUUUACCUCAGUCAAAAGAUUGCUAAGAUAUCUCAAAGGCACCUUAUCUUAUGGCAUUCAUUUCACUUCUGGUCCUCUUCUUCUCAAUGCAUAUUCAGAUUCAGAUUGGGCAGGUAAUAUCCUUGAUCGCAGGUCCACCACUGGUUACUGUAUCUAUCUUGGUCCUAAUCUUAUCUCUUGGUCUGCCAAGAAGCAACCAACUGUGUCUCGAUCAUCUUCGGAGGCUGAAUAUAGAGCUUUAGCCCAAACCUCGGCUGAACUUAGUUGGAUUAGAAUGUUGCUUGCUAACCUUCAUAUUUCUGUUCCUGUGCCUACCCUAUGGUGUGACAACUUAUCUGCCAUAGCUAUGAGUAACAAUCCUGUGUUUCAUGCUCGUACUAAACACAUUGAGGUGGAUUAUCAUUUUGUUCGCGAAAGGGUUGCAUCCAAGAAGCUUCAUAUCUGUCAUAUUCCCACUUCAGAUCAAGUUGCUGAUAUUUUUACUAAACCUCUAUCUGUUGCUCGGUUUCAAUAUCUUCAGCUCCAACUCAAUGUCCUUCCCAGUCCCUUGAGCUUGCAGGGGUAUGAUAAGUCACAGCAACCUGCAACAGACACAGAGCAAGCUACAGCAAUUGCAUCUAUAGCAUGA
Molecule: messenger RNA, 948 nt
Organism: Camellia sinensis
Lineage: Eukaryota; Viridiplantae; Streptophyta; Magnoliopsida; Ericales; Theaceae
Source: RefSeq, a predicted model, not a curated record